GGGGAGGGUGGUGACGUACACGGCGUGCGCCGGAAGCGGGCGGUGGUUGUGCGCUGGCAUGGCCGGGUUCGGCGCGCUGGGGCUGGCGGCCUGGCUGGCGGAGCAGGCGCGGCGCCUGGGCAUGGUGCGCCCCAGCGCCGUGCAGGCCGCCUGCAUCACGCCCGCCCUGCAGGGUCGCGACUGCAUGGGCUGCGCCAAGACGGGCAGCGGCAAGACGGCGGCCUUCGUCCUGCCCGUCCUGCAGAAGCUCUCGGAGGACCCCUACGGCAUCUUCUGCCUGGUGCUGACGCCCACCAGGGAGCUGGCCUACCAGAUUGCCGAGCAGUUCCGCGUUCUGGGAAAGCCGCUUGGAUUGAAGGACUGCAUCGUUGUCGGAGGAAUGGACAUGGUGGCCCAGGCGCUGGAGCUCUCCCGCAAGCCUCAUGUUGUCAUUGCAACACCCGGCCGGCUGGCCGAUCACCUCCGCAGCUCCAACACCUUCAGCCUCAAGAAGAUCAAGUUCUUGGUUUUGGACGAAGCUGACCGGCUGCUGGAGCAGGGCUGUACUGACUUCACCAAGGACCUCGAGGUGAUUCUGGGAGCAGUCCCAGCAAACAGGCAGACGCUGCUCUUCAGUGCCACGCUGACCGAGACACUUAAUGAGCUGAAGAGUCUCGCCAUGAACAAACCCUUCUUCUGGGAAUCUCUGGCAGAAGUGCGAACAGUAGAGGAAUUGGAUCAGCGCUACCUGCUUGUGCCAGAGAGAGUCAAGGACGCGUACCUGGUCCAUUUGAUCCAGACGUUCCAGGACGAGCACGAGGACUGGUCCAUUAUGAUCUUCACCAGUACCUGCAAGGAUUGUCAGAUCUUGAACAUGAUGCUGAAGAAGUUCAACUUCCCGUCGGUGGCUUUGCAUUCCAUGAUGAAGCAGAAGCAGCGCUUUGCAGCCUUAGCCAGGUUCAAGUCCAGUGUUUUUAAGAUCCUCAUCGCCACAGACGUGGCUGCCAGGGGGCUGGAUAUUCCCACUGUGCAAGUCGUCAUCAACCACAACACCCCAGGCCUGCCCAAGAUCUACAUCCACCGUGUGGGCCGUACAGCCCGAGCAGGCCGGCAUGGGAUCGCUAUCACACUAGUGACACAGUACGACAUCCACCUGGUGCAUGCCAUCGAGGAGCAGAUCAAGACAAAGCUGCAGGAGUUCUCAGUGGAGGAGCGUGCCGUGCUCGACAUCCUCACCCAGGUGAACGUCGUCCGGCGGGAGUGUGAGAUAAAGUUGGAGGCGGCCGAAUUUGAUGAGAAGAAGGAAAUCAACAAACGGAAGCAGAUGAUCCUGGAGGGCAAAGACCCAGACCUGGAGGAGAAGAGGAAGGCAGAGCUGGCCAAGAUCAAGAGGAAGAACAAGCAGUUUCGUGACAGCGUCCGGCAGACGCUGCAGGAGCGGACGCAGCUCCAGGUGAAGAGGAAGUUGCAGAAGCGAACGCGGCGGCGACAGCGCCUGGCGGCCAAGGAGGAGAAGUGAGAGCCCCAGGCCAGGGCACGGACAUGGGCGAGAGCAGCUGCUGGGCAGCCUGCCCUGGUGCGCCUCCAGCUCCCUGGGGGCCCAAAACUGCUGGGGGCGGGGAUCCCCCUGCCAGACACCCUCUUGCCCCUUCCAGAGGUCCUUCUGGGGCAGCCCCUCGUCCUGUUCCAGUCAUCUGGACGGGGCUCCUGGAAAAGGUGGGGGGAGGUGGGUCAUGCAAGCAGGUUUCCCUUUGCUCUGUUCCCCGUGAAGGGUCUGUCAGGAAACAUGCUGGUGCUUGCCACUCACUCUUGUUUAUAGCUGCGGCUUGCCCCCUGAGCCAGAGUCUAGAAAUACUGCGAGCAGCUCAGCUCAGCCCAGCCCCUCGCUGCCUGACCCGGCUCGGGGUGUCUGAAAGGGGAGGAGGGGCAGGGAAGGCUGUGAGGCGAUGGGCUCUGGGCUCUUUGUGGUCACAUGUGAAGCCUCUUACCUGAACUCAUGGAUGCUCCUCUUGGAUCUGGGUCUCAACCAACGUCCUCCUAGCUCGGCCUCUCCCUGGUGAUCCUUGUGGAUGCCCUGGGCCUCUCUUCUUCUGAAAACAGGUUUCCCUUGCAGUGUCUUGGUUUGGUCAGUCUGUUGAGAGGCUCCCUCCAUAGGAGCCUGUGGCACAGGCAAUGCCAAUCAGCAGAGCCACUCUGGACGUGCCCUGCAAAUGGGUUGCAUAUGCCAAGAGCAGCCCUGAAUGUCCUGGGAUGGGGUUUGCCUGGACAGGCCGUGCAGGGGAGAGGGGGAGUCCUCAGGGCCUGGGUCAGAGCUGAGGCACGUGUCUGCUUUUGUGCUUCCUUGAAGACCUGCGGAUCCCAGGGGCCCAGCCUUGCCCGCAUGCCUGCCCGAGGGUGGGGGUUCGGUCCCUCUCUUCUCCUGAUUUAAUAGCGGGUUUGAUUCUCUGGUGCCUUUAUGUGCUGGUUGUAGCCCCCUGUGGCCGCUGCCUGCUGGCUCCGGGGACAGUUCUUCCACCCAAAUAAAUGUUCACUUGCUGUAAGUGUCUGG
Alligator sinensis (Chinese alligator) is the source of this 2527-nucleotide messenger RNA. It is a transcript of the gene DDX49, whose product is annotated as DEAD-box helicase 49. The transcript has 13 exons. Bases 59 to 1498 code for a protein of 479 amino acids. NCBI's taxonomy places the organism in Eukaryota, Metazoa, Chordata, Crocodylia, Alligatoridae. Gene Ontology annotation, molecular function: nucleic acid binding; ATP binding. The record is from RefSeq and is a predicted model, not a curated record.